Molecule: messenger RNA, 2904 nt
Organism: Cuscuta epithymum
Lineage: Eukaryota; Viridiplantae; Streptophyta; Magnoliopsida; Solanales; Convolvulaceae
Source: the annotation of a GenBank genome assembly
AGCAUGUCCGAUAUGUGAAGAUAACACUUGCGAUUUGCGCUUACCUCAUUGCAAAAAGAAUGUUUAUAUGAGUCAUCGCAGGUUUCUUCCGCGCACUCAUCGUUAUCGUGCAUUGAAGAAGGCAUUUAAUGGAAAAACUGAGCACGAAGUGCCUCGUCCUCCAUUAAGUGGCCAUGAUGUGUAUGAUAGGGUGAAAGAUUUAGAGACAGUCUUUGGAAAGCCUUAUAAGCGUAACAAACAGAGCCUUUGGAAGAAGAAAUACAUCUUCUAUGAGCUUCCUUAUUGGAAAGACUUGUCUGUAAGACAUUGUCUUGAUCUCAUGCACAUUGAAAAGAAUGCGUGUGAUAGCAUUAUCUCGACCAUUUUGAACAUUCCUGGUAAGUCAAAAGAUAACAUAAAUAUCUGAAAAGACAUGGUUGAACAUCUCAACAUUAGAAAAGAGUUGGCACCACAACCACGACUUAAUGGUUUCUAUCUUCCACCAGGCAGCUACACAUUAUCAAAACUGAUGUAUUAUAUGUACCACCUAACACUGUAUAUUUAAUAUGCUAGCUAACACUUUAUAUUUUAUAUGCAACCUAACAAUUUAUAUUUAAUAUGCUAGCUAACACUUUAUAUUUAAUUCAUUAUGUAGCAUGACUAUGUUCUAGAAGAUAACAUGGUUAAACCAUUAAGAUUGGAGAAAUCGGUUAAGAUCAGCUUUCGUCACUAAGACACGACCGAUUGGAAAGGAUUGUGACGAUCCUUUGGAGAAGUACAAAGACCAACUCACAAAAGAAGUGUGGGAAGAUUUUGUGGCUAAGAGUACGACUCCAGAGUUUAUGGCUUUGCGUGAGAAGAAUAGACAAACAGCGCUUAAGAACAUUUUUCCUCACCAUAUGGGUCGUUCAGGAUAUGUGCUUUCCAUGGCGAAAUGAAAAGAGCAAGGCUUACUAGACUGGUUUCUUCCGACAUCGGAGGUAGAUUCAACGAAAUCUAGCACAACCACAACUAAAGAAAUUCCAAGACAUGUGAGUUGGUUUUGUGCUAGGUCGGGAUUGACAUCUGAUGGACAUUUAGCUUUUCCUAGUAAUAUUGAAGGCAUGUUAGAGAAAAAAGGAAAUUAGACAAAAUUCAAGAUGACAUAGCUGCAGGGACAUGGAAGCCAAGUGGAAGACAUGAUAUUUUGAGUGAGGUUGUAGGGAAACUUGACAAUCCUGGCCGUGCACUUGGCGUUGGUGGUGGUGUGGGUUAUACCCGAGUGUUUGAAGCGGAGCGUAGAGGUGGACGGCGCGAGACUGCGAGAGAGUGGGCAAUUUGAGUGAGGAUGAUUUGAAAAAGUUGCAAGAGAGAUGGUUGAAGGAUAUGCAUCACUACUUUGUUCCUAGAGGUGAACAACCUGACAUGGGAUCAACACGAACUUUUGAGUCAAGCCAAGUAGAGAUAAUGAACUCCACAGCUGAUAUUCCACAUAAAUCUUUCAUUGAUGGUGCAUCUUGUAGGCUGGCUGUUGAGUCACAUACUGUUAAUGGUGAUAUGAGCUUGGAUUAUGUGGCCGUAGCUGUAGCUUACGACACACCAGUUGGUGCUUUGAUCCAUAACGUACUGAUGUCAGAUAAAACAAUUAAAGUGAAUAUAUCAAUGUCAUGUCCAGGUUUUGAUCAUCAGUGUCCUUUGUUGUUUCCAAAUGAAUUAGCUGAUAUGUAUGUUGUAGCGGAUGUUGUGGGUUCCUUUGUUCAAUGGCCAGCUAGGUUGGUGAUUUUUGAGGGGGAGGAACCACAAUUUCAACAUAAAAAGAAAGAGAUAAAGAAGAAGCAAACAACAUUUGUUGAGAGAGAUCCUCCAAAAGUAACGGUUGCACCUUCCAUAUGCCCAUUGGUCAGUGAGAGCAUACUUGAUACUCUUACAGAUGAUGUUUUGGAGUUACGUGACGCAUUGCAGUAGUUUGAACUUGAAGAUUGUAAGUUCUCAGUCCAUCUUCCUAUAGAUGUGUUCGGUUUCCAGGAAAAUCAUCCAUUUGGGGCUCACUUUCUUGAGGGGGACUCACUUGAGAUCUCUAUCAUUCAGACUUUCAUGGUGUAUCAUUGGAUUCUGCUUGUCAUUUGCCCCAGGGUCGAUAAGGGAUAUAUUUUUGAUUCCUUGUCGAGUUCUCCUAGCAUUAGCAUUCAAAGAGAUUUAACAACAAUGUAUAGAGUGACAUCUGCACAAAAAGGUCGUGGUAAGCCAAUUAAAUGACAUAGUGUGAAGGUUGCACAACAAAUCGGAAGUACUGAAUGUAAUUAUUAUGCCAUGAGGUUCAUGUGGGAAAUAUUAUCAUACUCUCAGAAUCAUGAUAUUGGACUGGUAUGGCAUUCAAGAAGUGAACCAUAUACAUUAGGAGAGUUCAAUGAAAUCAGAAAUGUACGGUCAAGAUACUUUCUUGAUAUAGUAUUGCAAACUUGAGGAAAAACUACGUAGCAAAAAAAUUUGCACAUUGUAUUAAUGUAUGCAUUUUGAUUGGAUGUUUAACUAAAUAAGUACUUGAUUCUGCAUUAUGCACUUGAUACAUGAUGAUAUGGUAUUAUUUUUGUUGGAUACAUUUGAUUGUAUUAUAAACCGGAAAAUGAAGCUGAAUUUUAAUAUUAAUGCGUUAUAUAUUAAAUAUAAUUUCAGAGGCGCUUUAACCAUUAAAUGCAUCUAAAAAUAUCCGUUAAUUUCAAAUUUAGAGCCGUUAUUUGCAACCCAAAAAACCGUUUAGAGGCGCUUUCAGCAAAGAAGCGCCGCACGUGUCACCAGGAUUUUUAAAUAUGGAGGCGUUUUUUUGCAAGAUAGCGCCGCACGCGUCCCUGGAAUUUUUGAAUUUAGAGGCGCUUUUUUGUUAAUGGAGCGCCGCACGCCUCAGCAAAAAAAAUAAAAUAAAAAAAUGUUGGAGGCGCUUUCUUACAG